Molecule: messenger RNA, 1131 nt
Organism: Juglans regia (Persian walnut)
Lineage: Eukaryota; Viridiplantae; Streptophyta; Magnoliopsida; Fagales; Juglandaceae
Product: ras-related protein RABA6a-like
Exons: 2
Coding region: 196-861 (221 amino acids)
Cellular component (GO): endosome
Molecular function (GO): GTPase activity; GTP binding
Source: RefSeq, a predicted model, not a curated record
UAUAAGACCAUGGCUGCUUCCCUAUCAGCAUGACUCAAACAUUUUCUGUUUUCUUUGUAUUUUCUUCAUCUUGAUCUUCAAGAAAGAACUGAUCUUUCCUAUCAGCUUGUUCAUAAUUUCUUGGGCUGGAGAGAUUGAUCAGAGCAAAGGAAGAAGAAGAACUUAAGAUCAUCAUCAUCAUCAUCCAUCAUCUCCAUGGCUGAUUCAUUUGAUGAAGAGUGUGAUUAUCUGUUUAAAGCUGUUCUUACUGGAGAUUCUGGUGUUGGGAAAUCAAACCUUCUCUCAAGAUUUGCAAAAGAUGAAUUCAGGUUAGAUUCAAAGCCCACAAUAGGUGUGGAAUUUGCUUACAGGAAUAUAAAGGUUGGAGACAAGCUGAUCAAGGCUCAGAUAUGGGAUACUGCUGGCCAAGAAAGGUUUAGAGCCAUUACCAGUUCAUACUACCGAGGAGCACUAGGUGCGAUGUUAGUCUACGACAUAACAAGGCGAGCAACAUUCGAAAAUGUGAAGAAAUGGUUGCAGGAGCUAAGACAAUUCGGGAGUGGAGACAUGGUGGUUGUUCUUGUUGGUAACAAAACUGAUCUGGGUCACUCUAGAGAGGUGAGUAAGGAAGAAGGAAACAGUGUUGCCGAGACAGAAGGUUUGUGUUUCAUGGAAACAUCUGCAUUAGAGAAGGUGAAUGUGGAGGAAGCAUUCAUGCAUAUGAUUACCAAAAUCCAUGAAAUCACAAGCCAAAAAAGCUUAGAAGCCAAAACAAAUGGAUCAGCCCCAAGCAGUACCACUCUUUGUAGUGGAGAAAAGAUAAUCACUAUUGAUCAUGAAGUCACAGCCACCAAGCAAUCAACUACUUGUUGCAUAAAGUAGAUUGCUAAUUACAAAGAUCAUUUGGAGUUUUUAUCAUCUCUAGUUGCUAUUGUUAUUUGGUUUUUCUUUCUUUCUUUUUCUUUUUGGUUAUGAGCAAAUAUCAACAUUUUACCACAUUAGAUGGACUGAAUCAGAGAGAGAAUGUAAGUAAUGAGAGAAAGCUUAAUUCAUUGACAAAAGAAGGAGGCAUUAUUGGUUUUUUUUUCAAUGAAAUUUAUUGAGCCUAACCCACAUAUGGGAAAGGAGUUUGAGAAGAAAAAUAAAAGACUA